Molecule: messenger RNA, 873 nt
Organism: Chaetomium fimeti
Lineage: Eukaryota; Fungi; Ascomycota; Sordariomycetes; Sordariales; Chaetomiaceae
Exons: 2
Coding region: 1-873 (290 amino acids)
Source: RefSeq, a predicted model, not a curated record
AUGGGCGCGGGCACAGGCAUUGCCCUCCGGGGCCUACAAUUCUUUCUCCGCGCCAUCCAGUUCUGCUGCGCCGCCAUCGUCUUGGCCCUCUUCUCCUACUUCCUGGCCACCCUCCACAACCAUGGCAUGUCGAUAGGCGUGUGGGUGAGAGCCGUCGAAGGCAUCUCGGGCGUCGCCGUCCUCUACACCAUCCUCGCGCUCCUCAUGCUCUGCUGCAUCCCCGGCCGCUCGUUCCCGUCCUUCGUCAUGAUGGUCCUCGAUGUGGCAUUCAUCGGCGGCUUCAUCUACAUCGCCGCCGUCAACCGCGGCGGGGCGUCGUCCUGCAGCGGAGAGGUCGAUACUGCCUUCGGGAAGGGGAACGCGGAUACCAACGUGGUGGACAACGGCAACGGUGGAUUCACGGCGCUGCCGAGCUUGAGACAGGCGUGCAAGAUGGAGACGGCGUGCUUGGCCGUGUCGAUUGUUGCCGUUAUCCUUUUCGCCCUCACCCCCUUUAUCAGCCUCGCCCUCGUCCGCCACCGCCGCAAGGAGAUGCGGAUCGGCCCCUCCCCUGACAAUGACUAUACCGAGGGCUACGGCGGACGCAAGCGCUUCAACUUCUUCGGCUUCGGCCGCAAGCGCGAUGCGAACGCAGAUCCCGCCAACGACCCCAACGCGCUGCCGGAGCAUUCCACCCCGGACGACUUGCGCCAUAGCUAUGCGACCGAGCAGACCCGGGUGGGCAGCAGCGCCGGCGCCGGUGGUGGCGGGUAUGGUGGGUUGGGCAACGGCUCGAGCAAGUACGGGAAUGCGGGUGAUAACAUCCCGAUGGGGAACUAUUCGAAUACUGGUACUGGGUAUCGGUAUGAGAACAACGGUGGUGUGUACCGGUAG